AACUCACCUCUCACUCGGAGCCCCAGAGGCUCGAGUAAAGUCCGUGUGGUUUCCUCUCACGGACUACGGAAGACAACCGGACACGAUCGAGACCGAUUGACAAGCCUAUCGUGCCCGUGGAACACAUUUUCACGACACCGCCGUUGCUUGCUUCUCUUAAGAAGAAAACAUUACUUUAACUCGCUCUGCACAUGCAUCACUCUGACCAAAUAAUAUUAGAAACCCGGGCGGUAUGCAAAGAAAAAUCAAAUAAACAACGGGUUCGGUUUGCGUGAAAUGUGUCCAUUUCUUCCUGUUUAGCGUUUAGUCUCCCACUGAGGUGGAGUUUCUCUUCAAGAGGCGAGGAAUGCUAUCUGAGCAUCAAUGUUUCACUGGGGAAAGUGGAAGAAGAGGAUGGGAGCCAAUAGUUCUUCAAAGAGACCCGUUUUUGACGAAAAGGAAGAUGUGAAUUUUGACCACUUUCAGAUAUUGCGGGCAAUCGGGAAGGGCAGCUUUGGAAAGGUAUGCAUCGUGCAAAAGAGGGACACAGAGAAGAUGUACGCCAUGAAGUACAUGAACAAACAACAAUGUAUCGAAAGAGAUGAGGUCCGAAACGUCUUUAGAGAGCUUGAGAUUCUACAGGAAAUUGAACAUAUUUUUUUAGUAAAUCUCUGGUACUCAUUCCAGGAUGAGGAGGACAUGUUUAUGGUGGUGGAUCUCCUGCUCGGAGGAGACCUUCGUUACCAUUUGCAGCAGAGUGUCCCGUUCAGCGAAGAUGCCGUUAAACUUUACCUCUGCGAGAUGACACUUGCGCUCGACUACCUGCAAAGCCAGCACAUCAUCCACAGAGACGUCAAACCAGACAACAUUCUUUUGGAUGAGCAAGGCCAUGCUCAUCUGACAGACUUCAACAUAGCGACAAUAAUAAAGGAUGGAGAGCGAGCAACGGCCUUAGCUGGAACCAAGCCGUACAUGGCUCCCGAGAUCUUUCAGUCUUUCAUGAAUGGAGGGAUGGGCUAUGCCGUUGAAGUAGACUGGUGGUCAUUAGGUGUGACCAUUUUCGAAGUUCUACGGGGAUGGAGGCCCUAUGACAUUCAUGCCAGUAACUCACUGGAGUCUUUAAUCCAGCUCUUCAGCACAGUCAGUGUCCAGUACAGCCCGGCCUGGCCCAAAAACCUGGUUUCUCUCUUGAGGAAGCUACUUACAGUGAACCCUGAGCAUCGUUUCUCCAGCCUGUCUGACAUGCAGACCUCUCCCUACCUCGCUGACAUCAACUGGGACGCCAUUUACGAAAAGAAAACAGACGCUGGAUUUGUUCCAAAUAAAGGUCGUCUCCACUGCGAUCCCACUUUUGAGCUGGAGGAGAUGAUUUUGGAAUCUCGUCCCCUUCAUAAGAAGAAGAAAAGACUGGCAAAGAACCGGUCUCGGGACAACAGCAAAGAUUCACAAUCUGAGAAUGACUAUCUACAGGAGUGCCUUGAAGCAGUGCAGCAGGAGUUCAUGAUUUUCAACCGAGAGAAAUUGAAAAAGCGUCAAGAAGAGGCGCAGAGCGAGGCCGGGGGAGACGACGCCAGCGGAGACGCCGAGGCCGGCGGCACGGACGACGACGCGGCCAAUCCCGACCCGGAACCCGAGCCCGAAUCCUCUUCCAAACUGAGCAUGUGCGGCUCGGUGUGCUCGUCCCCUGGCAGCUGCUAGUGCCACAUCAGCUCUCUGCGCACGAUCCAGGAUGAAGGUCUCUCUCUCAGUGCCAUGCCCAUAGAUAUAUUCUCUCCUUUGCGGUUGCCAGGAGGGGAGGAGGAAGCACACAGCGGGACUGACUCACUGUUGGACCCAAUUAGUUUCAUUUGGUUGCUCGCUUCCCCGGCCGGUGAGGCAAGAACCAAGCAGAUUGUCCACCUCCUUGUCCGCCCUUCACUAUGCUCCAACUUCUAUGCAACGUUGCGCUUCAUUCACAGCAUUGCAAAGAGUAUCACACGCUAGCGAUGAUGACAUCCUGCCUGAGCAAUUGCUCUUGGUGAUAUUUUGGUGGCUUUGCUGGUUUUAGUCCAGAUGCAUUUUCCUGCCUCCUUUUCAAAAUGAGCCUAGGAUGUCUGAAUUAUUCAACACACACACACAGGCGCUUUUACAGUUUUAGCUUGUCUCUGCUUCACUCCUCCCCUCAGCCUCUCUCUCUUAUGUCAUGAAUGCCCUAAUUCAGAGCAAUUGUAUUUUUUAUGUCCUGCCUGGUGUACUUGUAUUGCCACACCUUCCUCAAAUCAUUGGCGUUUAUGCAACAGUGUCAAACGAAACCGAAUUUACAUUGUUGACAUUGAAAGCGCGGCUCCAAAAGAUGCCGUCAUUCAGACCUUGUAUAUUUAAGACGUAAGGUAGAGUUAAGAUUUGGAACAUGAACUAGCUGUCAGUGCUUCCAAUUAUUUUCACAAUCAACUCCAGUAUUGCCAUCGUGAUAGUUGUUCGGUUGAAACGCGCGGGAAAACGUAGCAACGAUCCACUUUAAAGCCCGUUCCAAACUGAAAACCAUGUAAAUAGCGUAAAUUGUAGGUACAAAAAAAAAAGAAAUCACCACAGUUUUAUGUGGCGCUGCAAAGUCAACAUAUUUCAAGUCAACUAAAGAAGGAAGCUUGUGGAGUCAAUCCUUCGCAUUGCUUCGUUCUGCUCUUGGCUCCAAGUGUGCAGGCACAUCUUGUAGGCAACAUAGGCCAAAGCUUUUCUACCAUUUGCAUAACCAUUUCUAAGCAAGUGUGUAUGUGAAUGAACGUGUUUUUCUUCUUUGUGU
Syngnathus acus (greater pipefish) is the source of this 2758-nucleotide messenger RNA. RefSeq names its product serine/threonine-protein kinase 32C-like. Gene Ontology annotation, molecular function: G protein-coupled receptor binding; ATP binding; G protein-coupled receptor kinase activity. The record is from RefSeq and is a predicted model, not a curated record. The coding region runs from base 364 to 1677 and encodes 437 amino acids. NCBI's taxonomy places the organism in Eukaryota, Metazoa, Chordata, Actinopteri, Syngnathiformes, Syngnathidae. Gene Ontology annotation, biological process: regulation of signal transduction; protein phosphorylation; G protein-coupled receptor signaling pathway. The transcript has 12 exons.